Molecule: messenger RNA, 1995 nt
Organism: Exophiala viscosa
Lineage: Eukaryota; Fungi; Ascomycota; Eurotiomycetes; Chaetothyriales; Herpotrichiellaceae
Product: carboxypeptidase D
Exons: 4
Coding region: 205-1809 (534 amino acids)
Biological process (GO): proteolysis
Molecular function (GO): serine-type carboxypeptidase activity
Source: RefSeq, a predicted model, not a curated record
GAUCAAGCUGCCUGAUGCGGUUACAAGUUACCAUAAUGGUGGAGAACGACCUCAUUGUGCAGCUACAGGUAAGCUCUUGAGCAGGGUUCAAGCGAAUUGUUCAAGCUCUCGGGGUAAGUGCUUUUUUCUCUCUUAAACUCUUUGAAUCCCGCCUGCCUGCCGUUGCCGUUCCCUCGCGCAGGUCGAUUGUUUCCCAAAAUCAUCAUGAGGCUCUCACUCGUUGCUUUGGCCCUGGGCCUUUCCUCGCUCGUUUCCGCCAAGCAGAGAAGUGCUCAACAUGUUGGAAAGAAGCAUCUCGAUGAGAAGAGGACUACAUUUGCGCCGCGGUCAGCUCCAGCUCAUGCGCAGCAUGAGAAGCGCGCCGGAUCUCAGUACUUGACCAACGCAACCGCACCAUUUGCGGUCAACGGCAGCGCUAUCCCACUGGUCCCAUUCGACGUUGGCGAGUCUUAUGCCGGUCUUCUCCCCAUCUCCGACGCAGCAAAUGCGUCGGAGCUGUUCUUCUGGUUCUUUCCGUCCGAGAAUCCAGCUGCAAGCAAUGAAAUCCUCAUCUGGCUGAACGGUGGUCCGGGCUGCAGUUCCUUGGAAGGGUUUCUCCAAGAAAACGGACCGUUCCUUUGGCAAUAUGGCACAUUCGCACCUGUGCCAAAUGUGUGGUCGUGGACAAAUUUGACGAAUAUGGUCUGGGUUGAGCAACCCGUCGGAACUGGCUUCAGUCAAGGCACCGUUACCGCAACCUCCGAACUCGAUAUCGCCGCUCAAUUCUUGGGCUUCUUCAAGAACUUUGUCGACACCUUUGCUAUGCAAGGCUACACCGUCUACAUUGCAGGCGAAUCAUACGCAGGAUACUAUGUGCCUUACAUUGCGGAUGCCAUGUUCAACGCCAGCGACACUGAGUACUACAACAUCAGCUCGAUCAUGAUCUACGAUCCCAGCUUGAGCUACGAUGUCGUGCAAGAGCAGAUCCCAACGGCGGCGUUUGUUGACUACUGGUCCAACUUGCUCGAUCUGAACGAGACCUUCACUGCACAAUUGCACAACAUGUCCCACGUCUGUGGAUACGAUACGUUCCUCGAUGAGGCUCUUACCUUCCCACCUAAGGGACCGUUGCCCACGCCUCCUAAUGUCGACCUCAGCGACGACAGCUGCGACACCUUUGAUCUUACCUUCAACGCCAUCUCCGAAGUCAACCCGUGCUUCGACAUCUACCAGGUAGCCACGACGUGCCCUCUGCUGUGGGACGUAUUGGGCUUCCCCGGAUCGUUCGACUACGUGCCUGACGGAGCUUUCAUCUACUUCAACCGCACCGACGUCCAGGAGGCCAUCCAUGCCCCGAUCAUGGAGUGGGAGGAAUGCUCCAACGGCGACGUAUUUGUCAACGGAACGGACAACUCCCCACCGUCUGCGCUGAGUGUUUUGCCCAGCGUGAUUGAGCAGGCUGACCGGGUUAUCAUCGGUCACGGUAUUCUCGACAUGGUGCUCAUCUACAACGGCACUUUGGUCGCCAUCCAGAACAUGACCUUCAAUGGCGGCCAGGGCUUCUCGGUUCCACCAUCAGAGUUUGAUGACUUCUACGUGCCUUACCAUGUCUCAUAUGACAAUCAGCUGGGAGAUAUAGCUGGAGCGGGCAACAUGGGUCACUACCACACUGAGAGAGGAUUGACCUUGGUGACUGUGCAGCUUUCCGGACACAUGAUUCCUCAGUAUGCUCCAAGCGCAGCGUACAGACAGCUCGAAUUCUUGUUGGGACGGAUCCCGAGCUUGGGAACGAUAGGCCCGUUCACCACAAUGAACGGAACGAGUUACUGAUGAUGAGAGCGUUGUCAUCAGGUUGGGCAUGAAGCAGGAUGAUAGAUAUGUCUAAUGUAAUAUGAGAUAAUGUCUUAGAGGGGCAAAAGCCUGAACAACAAUGCGGAACGCACAUCAUUCUCUUUUGCGUGCCUUGUGAUUACCUCCUUCCAGCAUAUGUACCUACCAGGUAGGUAGGCAUGCAGG